AUGUCGCUCGUCGUUGACCCGGACUACAUCAUCCACUCGCUCAGGCUGGCAUACCUCCGACGCAUCGACGACCACCACGGCCCGCGCAUCAUCACGCUCCCAUCCCACAACCCAGACGCCACUCACCGCCUACCACCAUCGCACAACCCUUCUACCUCGUCCUCGUCCUCGUCCAACCUCGCCGCCCAGCUCCACCGCCCGACCUACUCGACCACCUCCGCCUACCUCGGCCCCGCCCCCUUUCACCAGCCCCACGCCGUAGACACCCACGUCGCCCUCGCAGGACUCGCAGACUCGACCCUCCAUCCACAGAUCCUAUCCCUACACUCGCCCCUCCCCGAAGGUGGAAGCGCAAACGCAACAAUCCCCGCCACCUCGUCGGCCUCGGACCUCGAAUCCUCUCCCCUCGCCCAAGAUGCAACCAGGAACAGACACGCAAAGAUCGGGUCGGGCCUACGCUACACCUCGACCAUCUACGGACCCGGCAGAUCCGGCGCCCUCGGUAUGCGCGUAGACGGAAGGCGCCACAGCAAACAUCCAUCACAAGCCGCCACCAGAUCCGCCACGCCCGCAACUCCGGCGACUCCCUCGGCGGCAGCAGCGACGGCGUCAGCUUCAGCCUCGGUUCCGGACGCCUCGCAAGACGUCCUCUCGAGGCCCGAGUCGCUGCGAGAGGAUCCCCAGACGGCCCCGCUCGACCACGACGCCUUCAGCCCCCCACCACCACCCCAACUCAGCCUGCCCGACGAGCCAGAUUCCUCGGCCGACACCCUGGCAGCAAACGGUACCGCCGCAGGCGAAAGCAGCAGCAGCGGCGGCGGCGGGGCCCGUCACCCCAUGACCGGCCCACCGCCCAAGCCAUCCCCGCUCUCCACUUUGUCGAGCGCAGAGCAGGCCGAUGAGCCUCCACCGGUCGCGGAUCCGGCUCCAGCUUCGACAGCGGUAGCUACAGCACCGAGGACGACGGCGCUGGCAUCCGACCCGGGCGACGACGCAUUCGCAGCGUUUCAGCCAAUUCGUAGCGCCGAGCAGCCCUCGUCAUCGUCCUAUGCCGAGAGCUCCACCGACUCCAACAUCCUCCCGUCGAGCAUCGGGUCGCCAGAUUACCUGCGCGCAGGAAGCAUCGAGCUGCCCUCGAUUCCCGCCGUACAAGACUCGAUGGUCAAGUCUCCCAUACCGCCCGGGCUCCAAGCGUCGUCGCCGUCGAGCAUGGCCGAGGAGCACGACCUCCUCGACCGCCAGGGCGCCACGGCCAGGCCUUCGCCCGUCCAUGCCCGCCGCAUGCCGCCGUCUGAUGGGGCGGGACCGAGCUCAUCAUCACCAUCAGACGUUGCCGGGCCGGCUGUCGACGGCGAAGCGAGCACCGCGCCGACCCAGGGCCAACAGAGACCCAAGAAGCAGCGUUCGGCCAAGCUGCGCGACCGUUCUCGGCUCCAGCAACAGCAGCAACACCAGCAGCAGCAGGAGCAGGCCCGCAACGAGUUUUUCGCCUCGCUCAAGGCAUCGCCAGAGACUGUGGCCAAGCGCCACGCAGCCAUUCCAAAGACGUCGGCGCUCUCGACGCUGCUCCACAAGCAGGAAGCCAGCAGCGAGAACCCGUUCGCCGCCUUCUACGCGGGCAUCGCCGGUCGGUCCGGCACGGCGCCCAGCAUGAACGUCGACAUCUACUUUCCCUGGGCCCAGACGGCCUCGACGUCGGCGGCCGCGCAAAAGAGCGGUGCGGUGAGGACCGACGGCAAGGCCAAGAGCAUGACUCUCAACGUGCGGCGCGACGCCACCAUGGAGGAACUGAUCGGCUACGGCCUUUACUGCUACGCCGAGGAGGGGUGGAAGCCGGAGCUGGACGCGGGCGGGCUGUCGGACGACGAGCAGCAGACGCGCCUGUCGACGAUCGGCUGGACGCUGCGCAUCGUCGAGGACGGCGAGGUGGACGAAGAUUUUCCCGCCAUCGAUCGCAACCUCACGCUGUCCAAAUUCGGCGGCGACGAGUUUGCCAUUGUCGAGGCGACGGCGGCGCAGGUCAAGCAGCACAAGGAGGCCUACGGCGCCAUCCUGCGGCGCGCCAGCCGCGUCGCGACGCCGGCCCGGCCCGACAAGGCUGCUGACGGCGCAGCGGGCGGAGCCACACCCACGGGUGGCGCCACGGCGCCAGCGAUGGCAACGGCGGGCACAGCGGCGGCUACGGCAGCGGCAGCGGCAGCGGCAGCAGCAGCAGGAGCGGGAGGAGCCGGUCGUCUUGCCGUUCCGCAGGCGGGUGCGCACGCCGGAUCGAUGAUCAGCGUGCAGGGGACGCCCAUCUUUGCGACGGGCGCCCUGUCGCGCUCGGCCAUGGGGCCGUCGUCGACGUCGAUCUUCCUGCGCGUGCUGGUGACGCCCAACCCCGAGGUGCGGUACAAGACGACGCUGCAGGUGCCGUCGGACAUGUACCUGGCCGACGUGCUCGAGAUGAUCUGCCGGAAGCGGCACCUGGAAAACGUCGACGAGUGGGCGCUCGUGGUGCCGGACAAGUCGAUUGUCGUGCCGCUGGAUCGGACCGUCGAGAGCCUGCAGGGCAACCACGACCUGGCGCUGGUGCGACGCUCGACACUGGGCCUCGAGGCCGGGUCGGGUGCGCUCUCGACGCAGUCCUCGAAUCCGAACGCGUCGAUCUUCAAGCGCUUCUCGACGGAGCCGAGCCACCCAAAGUACACAAAGGCGCUCGACGUGACGGCGAGCUACAAGACGUUUACCGUGUACCGCAAGACGCCCAUGUUUGUGGCUGCGCGGCACGAGCGGAGCCUGACGCUCGACGGGGACUGGGUCCACAUCAUGCCCGUCGACAUGCGCACCUUUCAAAAGGCGGCCAGCUUCCACAUCUCGCACGUCGUCGCGUGCAAGGUGUCGGAGCGCGCCCCGGGAUCGUUUAAGCUGGUCGUGUGGCGAGAGAGCCCAAAGGAGGUCAAGCGGUACGAUUUCGAGGCAGAGUCGCCGAGGGCGGCGGCCGAGGUCGUAAAGGAGAUCAAUGCGCUCAAGAGUCAGGUUGCUUAG
This is a messenger RNA of Pseudozyma flocculosa PF-1, 3027 nucleotides long. RefSeq lists its product as uncharacterized. Gene Ontology annotation, biological process: TORC2 signaling. The record is from RefSeq and is a predicted model, not a curated record. NCBI's taxonomy places the organism in Eukaryota, Fungi, Basidiomycota, Ustilaginomycetes, Ustilaginales, Ustilaginaceae. Gene Ontology annotation, cellular component: cytoplasm; TORC2 complex; plasma membrane. The coding region runs from base 1 to 3027 and encodes 1008 amino acids. The transcript has a single exon. Gene Ontology annotation, molecular function: phosphatidylinositol-4,5-bisphosphate binding.